Messenger RNA from Hibiscus syriacus, 1046 nucleotides. RefSeq lists its product as uncharacterized. Bases 55 to 897 code for a protein of 280 amino acids. The transcript has a single exon. The record is from RefSeq and is a predicted model, not a curated record. NCBI's taxonomy places the organism in Eukaryota, Viridiplantae, Streptophyta, Magnoliopsida, Malvales, Malvaceae.
AGAUUUUCUCCAAAACUUCCUCUCUUUCCUUUUCUAGGUUUAAGCCUCCGUAUAAUGCGACAGGGCAAUUUGGAAACCCUCGUUUCCGCCUUUGACAACAAAAUUGUCUGCGAGACAAUAACAAACACUGAAGGAGACUCCUCCGACGGCCGCAUCCACACGGCGGAGAAGCCUCUCGAAGAAGAAAUCCCACCGGAUUUCCCGCCAGAAUCGUUUUUGCUAUCAAAAGACGCCGAGCUCGAUUGGGUCGACAGCUACGCUUUUUACGAACGGAAAAACUCGCAGAAACGGAACUCUUUUUCCAACUCCACAAAUCUUAAUCCUAAUCCGAACUUAGUUCCCAAUUCUCAACGCUUUUCUUUAAGGAAAUCUAAACCUUCCAUCCUCGGAUUACCGAAACCGCAUAAAUCUUGCUUCGUGGACACAAAGAACAGGAAGAAUACCAAGCCUGAAAAUUCUAGAUUGUUUCCUAAACGGUCCGGCUCGGUUAAAUUGGAUCCGCCCGUCUUCGAACCAUCUUCCCCUAAGGUUUCUUGCAUGGGAAGAGUGAGAUCGAAACGAGACCGGAACCGCCGAUUUAAAAAGAACCGCCAAAAAUCAGCCGGAGUCGAAACAGUUAAAAACAAAACAACAAGAACGGGGAGCGGUUUCUUUUCGAGUUUUCGUGCCAUAUUUGGGUGCAGUGGUAAAGCACGUGAACCUCACACUCUUCCAGAAACGGUGUCGUCGCCAGGGGACAGUAGCAUCAGGUCCCGAUUGCCGGCGGAUGCAGGCGACUCCACAUUAAGUUCAGAGACUGAAAUUGCGGAGACUGGACCGGUCAAUAUAGGUGGAAUGAAGCGGUUCGUAUCUGGUAGGAGAUCCGAACCAGCUUGCUUAGUUUGUGGUGAGCCAUAGGAAAGGGUCUGCAGUCGUGGUGGGUAACUUGUAGGUCCCACCUGGUGCUUAAAAUAUCUCCGGUGGUGACGUGGAAGGAUUUGCCGACGCUUUGUGGAGGUAAAAACACAACAUAAUUUUUCCAAUUUCCACGUUUUAUUGAAAAUUUG